AUGCACUUCAAGACUAUUCUCCUUACGUUUUUCGCAGCCGCAGCCUUGGCCACUCCCACCGUGGAGAAGCCCAAGAUCGUCGCCCGUCCCAAGGGGCCCAUCCCGGGAUCUGGUUCCAGUUGCUGCUCACACACCCCGGGUGUUUGCAAGCCUGAAUGCGUAAGUAAAAUAGACACAAUGCCGGUUCUAUGGUUUCCUCUUAUGUUAACUCAUCACCGUAGUGUACGAACGGGUGUCCGUGAAUCUGAGAUCUGUUCCAUGGGUUAA
This is a messenger RNA of Colletotrichum truncatum, 267 nucleotides long. RefSeq lists its product as uncharacterized. NCBI's taxonomy places the organism in Eukaryota, Fungi, Ascomycota, Sordariomycetes, Glomerellales, Glomerellaceae. The record is from RefSeq and is a predicted model, not a curated record.